Sparassis crispa is the source of this 345-nucleotide messenger RNA. RefSeq names its product BolA-like protein. The coding region runs from base 1 to 345 and encodes 114 amino acids. The record is from RefSeq and is a predicted model, not a curated record. The transcript is spliced from 4 exons. Lineage: Eukaryota; Fungi; Basidiomycota; Agaricomycetes; Polyporales; Sparassidaceae.
AUGUCGUCUCUCUCUGCGACCCCUGAUCCGCGCGCUUCGUCCGCAGGUCCUGUAGAAGGCUCUAUCCGUGAGAAGCUUACUGCUGCUUUGCAACCUAUCGACUUGGGUAUCACGAACGACUCGUGGCAACACCGUCAUCACGCUGCCAUGAGAGCGCAGGGCGGAGGAAGUGGGGAAACUCACUUUUCCAUACAAGUUGUCUCCGAGGCGUUCCGAGGCAAGACUACAAUGCAGAGACAUCGGAUGAUUUACUCUGCUCUGUCAGACGAGUUGUCUCAAGGUCUACAUGCACUAUCGUUGAAGACUAAGACACCGGAGGAAUCACAGAAAGAAGCCGCUGCAUAG